This is a messenger RNA of Pieris macdunnoughi, 618 nucleotides long. Lineage: Eukaryota; Metazoa; Arthropoda; Insecta; Lepidoptera; Pieridae. The record is from the annotation of a GenBank genome assembly.
AUGUGUGAAGUAACCGUUUUGCAGGAUGGUUAUUCAUAUCAAAAUAGCAGUAGUGAAAUGAUUGCAAAUUGCACAUGUUCCUUAAUAACAGGUGUUCAUAACAUAAUUGUCGAUACAAUGACACCAUGGGAUUCAGAAAAAAUUCUUCAUUCAUUGGAGAAACACAAAUUGUCUUGUGAUAAAAUAAAUUAUGUAAUUUCAACUCAUGGACAUUCUGAUCACACUGGUAAUAACAAUCUAUUUCUUAAGGCAACCCACAUAGUUGGAUGGAGUAUUUCUUUCAAAGACAAAUAUUACAUACACCCAUUUGAGAAAGGGAAUGAAUUCAUUGUAAAUGAAUUUGUGAAAGUUGUUCCUACUCCUGGUCAUACAAUGUCUGAUGUUACAGUCCUAGUAAAGUCUAAGGAUGAGAUUGUAGCUAUAGUUGGUGAUUUAUUUGAGAAACAUGAAGACAUUAUGAACCAGAAUAUUUGGAUGAGUGUUGGCUCUGAAGAUCCUAUACAACAGGCUAAAAAUAGAGCCAAGAUAGCUGAUGCAGCAGAUUGGAUUAUUCCAGGUCAUGGACCUAUGUUUAAAGUGACUAAUGAAAUAAGGACAGCAUUAAGAAAUCAAAUUUAG